This is a messenger RNA of Lathyrus sativus (Indian pea), 1206 nucleotides long. The record is from the annotation of a GenBank genome assembly. NCBI's taxonomy places the organism in Eukaryota, Viridiplantae, Streptophyta, Magnoliopsida, Fabales, Fabaceae.
AUGGCAUCCCUAUGUAUGAAUUCAUCGCUACCACUCUCUCCAUCUUCUCAUCCUCGCAACCUCACCCAAACCUCUCUUUCUUCUUCUUCUUUGUUUGUUGAUAACAACAACAACAACAAUCAUCAUAAUAGUCUUAGAACAACAAGUACAUUGAAACCUAUUGUUGUUAGUGGAUACCCUCCGACUUUUGUUUCCGCUCCCGGUCGCACUAUUCUCGCUGUUGGAGAUCUUCAUGGAGAUCUUAAGCAAGCUAGAUCUGCACUUGAAAUGGCUGGUGUGUUGAGCUCUGACGGUCAAGACUUGUGGACUGGUGGAGAAAAUGUGUUGAUUCAACUUGGAGAUAUAUUAGAUCGGGGCGAAGAUGAAAUCGCUAUCCUGUCCUUGCUGCGGUCAUUGGAUAAACAGGCAAAAGAAAACGGUGGAGCUGUGUUUCAGGUAAUUGGAAACCAUGAGACGAUGAAUGUGGAAGGGGAUUUUAGAUAUGUUGAAUCUGGUGGAUUUGAUGAAUGUAGCGAUUUCAUGGAAUAUAUCAUUAAUUCUGAACAUGAUUGGGAAGAAACAUUUACUGGUUGGGUCGAUGCAUCUGAAAAGUGGAAAGGAGAUCGAAAAAUGUCAACAAAUCAUUGGGGGUCUUGGAAUUUAGCGAAGAGGCAAAAAGGAGUCAUUGCCAGAUCAAUCCUCUUUAAGCCGGGUGGGCCAUUGGCAUGCGAGCUUGCAAGACACGCUGUUGUGCUUAAGGUUAAUGACUGGGUCUUCUGUCAUGGCGGCCUUCUUCCUCACCACGUUACAUAUGGCUUAGAGCGGAUGAACAAAGAAGUGUCUGAGUGGAUGCGAAAUCCAAGUAAGAAUGACGGUACUUUCCAAUUCCCUUCUAUUGCCACCAGGGGUUAUGACAGUGUUGUUUGGAAUCGGUUGUAUUCAAGUGACUCACCGGAUUUGAUGGACUAUGAGGCUAAUCAGGUAUGUUCCGUUCUCGAGGAAACACUGCAAGCAGUUGGUGCUAAGGCUAUGGUGGUGGGACAUACUCCUCAAACUAUUGGUGUAAAUUGUAAAUACAAUUGUAGCAUAUGGCGCGUAGACGUUGGAAUGUCCAGUGGAGUCCUUAAUUCAAGACCAGAGGUUCUAGAAAUUAUAGAUGAUAAAGCAAGAGUUAUUAGGAGUGAAAGGGAUACAUACAGUGAACCUGAGGCGGCUGCAUAUACUUAA